CUCACAAGCUGCUCUCUGCUCCUUGACGUGGCACUGGGCGCCGCCAUGCUGGUGACGUCACACGGUGCGCUGCCCGGCUGCUGAGAGAGCUAGCGGUAGGAGCUGGGGAGUGAGAGCAGGGAGAAAACGUGUUCACAUCUGACCAUGACAACCUUCCUGGAGUUUAUUCAGCAGAAUGAAGACAGAGAUGGUGUCCGUUUCAGCUGGAAUGUUUGGCCUUCAAGCCGCUUGGAGGCCACACGGAUGGUGGUUCCAGUUGCCUCUCUUUUCACACCAUUGAAAGAGAGACCUGACCUGCCUCCUAUACAGUAUGAACCGGUUCUUUGCAGCAGGACCACAUGUAGGGCUGUGCUCAAUCCUUUGUGCCAAGUGGAUUACAGAGCAAAACUGUGGGCUUGCAAUUUUUGCUAUCAACGAAAUCAGUUCCCUCCUACAUAUGCUGGAAUAUCUGAGGUGAACCAACCUGCCGAACUCCUACCCCAGUUUUCAAGCAUUGAAUAUGUAGUGCAGAGAGGUCCUCAGAUGCCACUGAUCUUUCUUUACGUGGUGGACACUUGCAUGGAAGAGGAAGACCUUCAGGCCUUGAAAGAAUCUAUGCAGAUGUCUCUCAGCUUGCUACCUCCCACGGCAUUGGUGGGAUUAAUCACCUUUGGAAGGAUGGUGCAUGUGCAUGAACUGGGUUGUGAAGGCAUCUCCAAGAGUUAUGUCUUCCGAGGGACUAAAGACGUGACGGCAAAACAGCUCCAGGAAAUGCUGUCAUUGCAAAAACCUCCAGCAGCACAAGCUGGCCGUGGACCUCAAGUUCAGCAGCCUCUUCCUUCCAACAGAUUUCUACAACCCGUACAAAAUAUAGAUAUGAACCUCACUGAUCUAUUGGGUGAGCUACAACGGGAUCCUUGGCCAGUCCUACAGAGCAAAAGGCCUCUGCGAUCAUCGGGAGCUGCCCUCUCAAUCGCAGUCGGGCUUCUUGAGUGUACAUUUCCUAAUACUGGGGCCCGGAUUAUGAUGUUCAUCGGGGGACCAGCCACUCAAGGGCCCGGCAUGGUAGUGGGAGACGACCUAAAGACCCCAAUCCGCUCCUGGCAUGACAUCGAAAAAGAUAAUGCUAAACAUGUCAAAAAGGCAACCAAGCACUUCGAAGCUCUGGCAAACCGCGCUGCUACAUCCGGCCAUGUGAUUGACAUCUAUGCCUGUGCGCUGGACCAGACUGGGCUCAUGGAAAUGAAGUGCUGUCCAAACUAUACUGGUGGAUACAUGGUAAUGGGAGAUUCUUUCAACACGUCCUUAUUCAAACAGACCUUUCAAAGGGUUUUUAACAAAGAUCCACAGGGCAACUUUAAAAUGGCAUUUGGUGGCACUUUAGAAAUCAAGACCUCUAGGGAGCUGAAGAUUUCUGGAGCUAUUGGACCAUGUGUAUCUUUAAAUGCCAAGGGACCGUGUGUGUCUGAAAAUGAGAUUGGAACCGGUGCCACAUGCCAGUGGAAAAUAUGUGGCCUGAGUACCACUACAACACUUGCAGUUUAUUUCGAGAUAGUCAAUCAGCACAAUGCUCCCAUCCCACAAGGGGGACGAGGUGCAAUCCAAUUUGUGACUCAGUAUCAACACUCGAGUGGACAGAAACGGAUCCGCGUAACCACAGUCGCAAGAAACUGGGCUGAUGCUCAGACACAGAUACAAAACAUUGCUGCAUCUUUCGAUCAGGAAGCCGCUGCAAUCCUUAUGGCCAGGCUGGCUGUGUAUAGGGCUGAAACCGAGGAAGGUCCAGACGUCCUAAGGUGGCUGGACCGGCAGCUGAUUCGACUGUGUCAGAAGUUCGGAGAAUACCACAAAGAUGACCCCAACUCCUUCCGGUUUUCAGAGACUUUCUCUCUCUAUCCACAAUUUAUGUUCCAUUUGAGGAGAUCUCCAUUCCUGCAAGUUUUUAACAACAGCCCUGAUGAAAGUUCCUAUUACAGGCAUCACUUCAUGCGGCAAGAUCUUACCCAGUCUUUAAUAAUGAUACAGCCAAUACUUUACUCGUACUCUUUCAGCGGACCCCCAGAGCCAGUGUUGCUGGACAGUAGCAGUAUUUUGACUGACAGGAUCCUUCUGAUGGACACAUUUUUCCAAAUCCUCAUUUACCAUGGAGAGACCAUAGCACAGUGGAGAAAAGCAGGCUACCAGGACUUGCCAGAAUAUGAAAAUUUCCGCCACUUGCUGCAAGCCCCGGUGGACGACGGGCAGGAAAUCCUUCAUUCCCGUUUCCCAAUGCCUCGCUACGUAGAUACUGAGCACGGAGGCAGCCAGGCUCGCUUUCUGCUCUCUAAAGUGAAUCCAUCCCAGACCCACAACAACAUGUAUGGCUGGGGACAGGAGUCUGGAUCUCCGAUACUUACGGAUGAUGUCAGUCUACAGGUUUUCAUGGAUCAUCUAAAGAAACUGGCUGUUUCCAGCGCUGCCUAAAAAAAACAAAACUUCUAAUUCCCCUCCAUGGGAACGUUAUUGAUUCCUACUCCGAUAUCUUUGUAAGGGUCCUGAAUGCUGAAAAAAAUGACUGCUCCUCCAUCUACUCUUCUUCCUCAACAGAACAACAUGUCUGUGACGAUGAACAAUUUCUAAGAGCGAAAUCUAAGAGCGAAAUGAACAAAAAAAUAAAUAUGUGAAUUUAACACACACACUUCGGAGUACACUUAGUACUUCAAGCUGCGAAAAGUAGACGGUAUUUUGCAGCUGUAGCCCAAGAUGUCCGUAUAGAUAAUAUUUUGAGUAAUUAAGUAAGAAGGGAAAUAGCUAAAAUAUUCAGCGUCAAAGUAAAUACACACUAAAAACAAAACACUACAUUAGCAAUUUUCCAACAGAUGGCAUCUGCAGCAUAUUGCUGUACAAUAUGAUAAAGCGUUGGAUUUGCAACCCCCCUACCAUAUGCGCUGCCCUUUCUUACGUCAGUUAUCCUUUCCUCUGUGUGUUUUUUUUACACAUUUGCUCGUAAGUUGCUCAACAAUGCUUUGAAAUGUUAGUCAGUAUUCUACAUUGUUGAUUCCAUAUAUUUUUGCAUGCAUUAUUUUGCUGGUUUGUUUUGUUGUUUUUUUUUUGUUUUUUUUCCUUGCAUUUUAUUUCCUCAACUCAUUCUUGUAAUUAUGGAUUUGAAAGACACCAAUUAUGGCUUAUGUCUUGCGUGUAGUGUUUCUGCUGGGUAGCCAGAGGCUUUAUUUAAAGCGGUAUAUUUCUACGAUAUUUCUUUAGUCCAGAAAGACACAGAAAAGUUUACAUUUUCAUGUUUUAGCCCAUUACUUGCUGCCUAGUUAAAAUAAGAAAUAUUAUAUAUAGCUAUAUAUCCACUGCUUAAUUUCACUUUGUACAAGUUAAAAAAAAUAAAUAAGCUUGUCUGCUAAUCAUCACAACAAACAUAGCAUACAAUGCAAGGUGAUGUUUUAAACCAAAGUUGAUUUUGAUGGUUUGUAGUCGUGAGCAUUACAUUUUGCCAAUGGUUGGCAAGGGAUUUAACAGAUUUAGAGAUUUUAUAAAAUAGUCUCUUCAGUUUACACCUGUUAUAAUGACAUCAUGUAAACAGUGAAAUGCUUACUUUCUGUCUUAUUCAAUCGUUUGAAUAAAAUGACUGAUAUCCUCUUGGUGCCUUUA
Messenger RNA from Pelobates fuscus (common spadefoot toad), 3618 nucleotides. Its product is annotated as protein transport protein Sec23A. The transcript has 20 exons. NCBI's taxonomy places the organism in Eukaryota, Metazoa, Chordata, Amphibia, Anura, Pelobatidae. The coding region runs from base 145 to 2442 and encodes 765 amino acids. Gene Ontology annotation, biological process: endoplasmic reticulum to Golgi vesicle-mediated transport; COPII-coated vesicle budding; COPII-coated vesicle cargo loading. The record is from RefSeq and is a predicted model, not a curated record. Gene Ontology annotation, molecular function: GTPase activator activity; zinc ion binding. Gene Ontology annotation, cellular component: endoplasmic reticulum exit site; COPII vesicle coat.